AUGGCUGACCAAAGAGCAAAACAAGCUGGUGAUAGCAAUGAGGAAUCAUUGCAGGUUUUCCCCGCUGUGAAUGACAGAAAGGGGAAGAGGAAGGUGGUGGAGUUUCCAUCAGACCGGGCCAAGAAUUCAUCUUCAUCUUCCACAGAGCUAAGGAGUUGUGAGUUGAAUGAGAGAUCAGAUCAAUCCGAUGCGAAAGAGUGGCCGGAAGAAAAAACACCACUUUAUGAAUGGGAAGACCCCAUGGCAGUAGAGCUGGAGAAGCUCCUAAUCCCAAGCAUAAAGAAAGCCAUCCUGAUUGUGAUCAAGAAAAUCGUAGAAUGUGGGUUCUCAGAGGAGGUUGCUGAAUGGGGUGUGUUUAACAGUGGCGCUUACCAAGGCUAUUUGGACAUCAUAUCCAACAUGUUCAAUAGUGCUUGGGCUUUCCUGGCUUGUUGCAAGAAGGAGGAUUUCGAUUCCGCCAUUCCAUUGUUUGAUGGAAUAGAAAGCUUAUCAGGUUAUAUCCUCCUGGAAAUGGUGUGUGUGCUUAAAGAGGUUAAGCCAUUCUUGAGUGUGGCAGAUGCAAUGUGGCUCCUUUUGAUAUGUGAUCUCAACUUGCUUAAGGCUGUGGAACAUGGCACUGUGAACCCGAAUCCAGUCCUGUGCUCCUGCUGCACCUCCAAGGCUUCCCAAUGCAAAAACGAAACUCCAAAAGAUAGCAGUAGAGCUAGUGAUGUGUCUGCACCUGAAGCCAGUGGUUCUGGCAGAAAGGGAUCAUCCGGGCUUCGCAAGAAGGUGUAUCGAACUGAGACGAAUAGCAAAGGUGGUAAGAGGAGAGGGGGCCGGUUUAUAACCAGAACCAGAAUGACCACUUCGAUUGAUGUGACUGUGAGCAAGCCACUGAUCUCUCAGCCUGUUAGCUCUUCUGGUGGGAAGAAGGAGAAAGGUGGAGUUGUUUCUGUUUCUUCACUGCCUGCUGUGACCUCCAAGGCUGCAGCAAUGGUGAAACAAGAAAGUAAGCUGCCAAUUUGGAAACCCCCGGGCCCUUCUGCUGUUCCAUCUUCUGUCCAUAUGACUGAGAAAGACGAGAGGAUAAUGGCGUUGAUGGUGCGCAAGCAACUUCUGCAGCAGGAGCUACAAGGGUGGAACGAUUGGGCGAGUGUGAAGGUCCGGGAGGCGGCUCAGAAGCUCAGCAAGGACAAGGCGGAGCUGAGAAAGUUAAGGCAAGAGAGAGAGGAGGCUGCCAACUUUGAAGCAUUAAUGGAUGAGAAGAUUAAGCAGAGGCAAUCUGAGUUGCGGGGUGAACUGUCUGAUCUUCAAGCCCAGAUGGGAGCGAGUAAUUCUGCUGUCCAAAGGCUCGAGGCAGAACGUGCCAAGCUGGUGAAAGGGAUUGCAGAUUCAGAGAUGAAAAAUGCACAGUCUUAUUUAACUCUCGAGGAAACUGUGGGGAGGGAGCAGGAGUUGCUGAAACAAUGUCAAACGCUGGAGGGGGAGGCUAGCUCUCUGCAGGAAUAUCUUGCACGUCUGAAUGGCGAAGCAGCUAGCUUGCAGGCCGGGAUAGAGAAAGCUAGAAAGCGCGAAGGGGAGUUUGAGGCUCUCAGGCAGCACGAAGAGAGGGAGAAGAUAAAGAUUCUCCAGAAGCUCGAGUCCAUAAGGAGUGAAAGAGAACAACUGAACUGUCAGGCAAAAGGCGAGGAGGGUAAUUUGAGAGCAAUAGCAGUAGCCAACAGGCUGGAGUACGAGGAACGCAAGAGCAAGGUGAUUGCAGAAAUCUUUGCUCUAAGGGCUAACCCGGGCCAGGGAGGUGUGAAACGCGAAUGGGAAUGCAUUAUGUGCUUGAGUAAGGCAACCUCAGUUCUGUUCCUCCCUUGUGCUCAUCAGGUUCUGUGCAAAGACUGCAAUACGCUUCACGAGAACCCAGGAAUGAAGGACUGUCCUUCUUGCAGAACGACAAUCGUGCAGCGAAUCCAUGUCCGUUUCCCCCCUCGCAUACCACACUGAAGAGCAGUUGAAAGUGAUCCAGCUUAUAUGUUCUGUCUUCAUCUCUAUUUUCAUUCAGACUUGAAAAAAAAAAAAAACAGUUGUUUGAGCUUCAGGAUUUCGUAUUUUAAACUUGGUUUCGUAUUUGAUGUCUUACCUUAUAGAUUGAGACAGCAUGGUAUUAUGGAAGUUUACU
Molecule: messenger RNA, 2152 nt
Organism: Ipomoea nil (Japanese morning glory)
Lineage: Eukaryota; Viridiplantae; Streptophyta; Magnoliopsida; Solanales; Convolvulaceae
Product: putative E3 ubiquitin-protein ligase RF298
Exons: 3
Coding region: 1-1977 (658 amino acids)
Source: RefSeq, a predicted model, not a curated record